CGCUUCUUCGAUGGUUUGAAUCAUAUUUACUUAAUCGGUCACAGUACGUUUAACAUGUGUUGAACAUUUGCGACAGUGGACAACUGGAAAGAGGAAGUGCCUAAAGUUUGGUGUACCAAUGGUUUGUAGAGAACCGCGAAACCAUCAUGACGACUGCUAUUUUUGUCUCGUUAAUAUUAAAGGCAUAAAUAGAAACAAUAGAGACAAAUGGACAUAUACUGAUCUAGAUUCUGCAAGAAGGCCUGUAGUGCAUUCGGAAGAAAUACCCGUUCCAUCAUUUAGCAGUCUACCCGAACUGACAGAAGAUGAUACAGAAACAUCAACGUCUGACGAAGUUAAAAGAAUUCAAUCAGAAAACGACAGCGAUUUUGAAGCAGAUUUAGCAACUCCGCAGUGUUUCAAUCAAGAAGAACUAAACGAUCUUAUAAGAGACCUGAAUCUCUCAAAGGAAUCCGCUGAAUUACUUGCAUCCAGAUUAAAAGAAAAAAAUCUACUUUGUCGAGGUUUUUAUGUGAUUAGUGACUUAUGUAAUUAUGUAAAUUAAGUUUUUGCA
Molecule: messenger RNA, 553 nt
Organism: Coccinella septempunctata (seven-spotted ladybird)
Lineage: Eukaryota; Metazoa; Arthropoda; Insecta; Coleoptera; Coccinellidae
Exons: 2
Coding region: 119-544 (141 amino acids)
Source: RefSeq, a predicted model, not a curated record